CGACGACGCUGAAGGGGUGGCCCCUCGCUUGCUCUCCCUCCUUGACGACGACGAACACGAGACGAAGAAACCUAGUGCGAUCAACAUCAUGCAGUGCUACUUCCUCGAGUACGAUGAGGAGGGCAAAAAGAGAAGAGACGCGCCGAGGGUGGUAAUUGACGUCAUGCAGAUUUUUCGAAUUCCGGAGGGAGAUAUCGCCUUCAAUCAGCGAUCGCUGAACAUGGCCAUCCUUGCAGGCCUCGAUGCGGCAAUCAAGUCGUCAACUGGGCCAACGGGCGAGGAUGAUCCUGCUCCCUGGGAACCACCGGAGUUGGUGCUGGCUCCGAUUACGCCAUCGAAGGACUAUCCGGACAGGCAAGGGACACGAGUCCUUCCAAAGGACUUUGAUCCCGAUAGGGUAGAUGAGUACUUCUAUUACCCGGUUGUCGGCCAGCAUACUGCCGAAGCCAUGAAAAGAGCAGUGGCGAAGAGAUCCGCAGCAGCGGACGUGUUCGGCUUUCGAAAUUAUGAUCGCGUACGGAUCAUUUAUUUCGACGACGACCAUAGGAACGGGUAUGUGUAUGUUUCGACAUACGACAACUCGAGAGGUGACCGCGCUAUGUUGCCGUCGUUCGACCAAGCCUGCGAAGACAUCAGAAAUUAUUGGGAUUCGAAGAAACGGAUCGGACCUGUGGGGAACGUGUCCAAAACGGAUCCCGUCGGUGUGACGCACCAGGAAGAGUGGAGGAAAUUCAUGAGAAUUUGCAUGAGCCGGUUAUGUGACAAAUCCUUGUGGACUGAGGCUUUGGCUACGAAGUGGCAACAAGACUGCACGAACAGGAUGAGGGGAUACAUGAAUGGGAAGAAGGAGGUGUUCCAUUGCAUUGCGGCUAAGGAAGGGGGACCAAAUGCAACGGUGUCCUUCAAAGAUCUCGUUCCAUCAAACUUCAAAUGUUUUGGGGAUAUGACGGCACGAGAGAAGGAAAUCGCUUUGCGCUUGAUGAUCAAUAAGAAAGUCAUCGCCACAACUAGACUGGUUCCUCCUGGGAAGAUGAACAUGACCAACCUCCUCGAGAUUAUAAUGCGCGAGAGAUACAUGAUGCGUUUGUUCAACUACAUCGUCUUCAAAUUGGAGAACAGACAGGCGAAUGAGUGGAAGGAGGAGUUCUUCUUCGACUGUGAUAAAAUGGAGCAAAGGUUUGGCGUGAAGGCAGGCGAAUGGGAUGAGGAGAGGGAUAGGAUCCCUUUGGAAUACGCCCGGAGGGUUCCGAAAAGACUCGGCGGAGAGCAAGAGGAAAAAGACAUGAAAGAAGCUGGUCUAAAGGCCACGGAGGGAUUGUACAGGGACGCGCCAUUCCACUUCAAGUACUUCGUGUACCAUGCCAUAAGGAAAGUGGACUUGCUGACAGCUGAGUUGCGACGGUUGAAGAACGCUGCGCUUCAUCUGUGUUGGGAGAAGAAAGGGCGACGGUCGACAUUGUUGCCGGUCAACAUGCACCCGAAGGAGUUGCUGUCCACGAUCGACGAAAUUGUGACUGCAGCCACGAACUUGAAUUGCAAGGCCGCCAUCCUCGAUCUCACAAACCCGAAGGACUGCCUUGCAUGGUCGCCGACCGAUUUCGAUGCUCUGCAGAAAAUGAUGUCGAAAUUGUGCGACAAUAAUUGGAUAUUGAUUGUUUUUGCCCCGCAAAAACAACAAAAGAUCGUAAUGCGACAACUUUACAACAGGGACGACGUAGAGGUGAUACCUGAGACUUGGAAGCGUUAUCUCGGGGUCGGGACGGCUGUCAGCAAGUACGGAAACUGGCAAGUCGAUUACAAGGACACCAUGUCGAUCGUUCUGCAUGCCGAGGGCGACGACCUCAAGAAGGUCACGAGGGUCCCUAAGUUGGAGGCGGAGCUAGUGGAACUCAACGUUGAGGAAGAGAAGUUCAAAAGGUGCACAGCAAAGCACGACGACAAUGAAGGAAACGAACGAGAGGAAUAUGGGCGGUGGGAACGACAUCUUACACAGUUGCAAAAGUUAUGUAGUUCGUUUCUGCACGAGGAUCAAGGGGUGAUACUUAUCGGAAAGCCGCAUGAUAGACUUGUGUGGGAGCUUCUGCGCGCGGGCUAUCAUGUUUUUGCAUGCGACGCGUCGUCCAAAGACAUCUCGUACUUGACGAAGGCCAUCGACAUUCUUGGGAAGGACAUGAGAAACGAUUGCACGGUUGAGAGGCAGAAGACUGCGCAUCGUCCGGACAGAGAUAUGUACCACAAGCUGGGCAAGAAGAGAAACAAGAUGUGGGACUAUCUGUUCCAAGGCCAACCCCAGUCGCCAUUCGAGCAUGACUACAUAGUUCGCAAAGCGAUGGCACAAGAAGCGUAUGGUGGUUACCACAAAGCGCAGGUGGGUGCGUUUGCGAUGUUUGUGGCGCUAUGCGAGCAACUGAAGUUCACGAGAAAUCGGACAAUGCUGACAUACGAUGACUAUAGUAACCUUGCGAAGAGAACAGAUGCAUGGUUUCCGAUCGAGAGCGACGAGGAGACUGAAACCUUAGACCUCGAAGUCGAAGAGCGAGUGAAACGUUCGCGAGAGGGAAUGCAAAGUGUGCAUGCAUGCAACGUGCAGAACAAGAAUCCAGAAGGAGGUCCCACGAACUCGGGAGGUGCGAGCAGUCCUGCACGUGAUGUGACGGACAGGGCAAGUUUCAUCGACCAGAUGCAAACGGAUUCGCCGACGCCCCUGCAAGCACUUGCGGGUUCAGGGAACGACUCCAUCUGGAGGAAACGCGGACCGCGACAUGCUGGCAGACAAUGAGGAAGAUGACAUUGUUGUUCCAGAUCCAUCCCCGAAGCUCAUGCCUGGUGAUGAUAUCCCCGAUCGCAUUGUGCAGGACAGUGC
Messenger RNA from Chara braunii, 2863 nucleotides. NCBI's taxonomy places the organism in Eukaryota, Viridiplantae, Streptophyta, Charophyceae, Charales, Characeae. The record is from the annotation of a GenBank genome assembly.